Dendronephthya gigantea is the source of this 2151-nucleotide messenger RNA. RefSeq names its product RNA-binding protein 41-like. Gene Ontology annotation, cellular component: U12-type spliceosomal complex. The coding region runs from base 81 to 1271 and encodes 396 amino acids. NCBI's taxonomy places the organism in Eukaryota, Metazoa, Cnidaria, Anthozoa, Malacalcyonacea, Nephtheidae. Gene Ontology annotation, biological process: mRNA splicing, via spliceosome. The transcript is spliced from 8 exons. Gene Ontology annotation, molecular function: U12 snRNA binding; pre-mRNA intronic binding. The record is from RefSeq and is a predicted model, not a curated record.
AGUGUCGUUGAAUUUUAAAAUUGCUGGAAGAGAAACGUUCCGAAUUUACUACGAAAGAAAAGCAAUUUUUAUACGAAGACAUGGUUGGAGGUUCAGUCAGUGGAAAAACAUUCAAGCCAGAUCCUUCUUCAUAUGAAGCCACAGGUAUCCCAUGUGGAAAUCCACAGCGGUAUAAGAAUCGGUCAGUUAUGCGAAUGGUACCAAAUAAAGAGGUUCCAUGUGAAAACCAACAACUUGGUUUACCAGGGAAGGGAACAAAGUCAGAGGCUGAGGAUCAUUUACAAGAAAUGUUAAAGACACAGCUCGAUACAAAUGUUACAUUUCACGGAGCUUCAAGAAAAAGAAAGGCAUUCACAGAGCCUAUCAUACACGAUACCUCUCAAGAGAAAGCAAGUGGUGUGAUGACAUUGAGUGACUACAACAAGUUUGAUACAUAUCAACAGAAAGAAGCAGAAUUCACUCAACUAGGUUUGACAGGUGAUGAAGUUAAAUUAAAGAUGGCAGACUAUGGUCUGUUGAGAAAGGAUUCCACACGAAGUAAUUAUGGGGUUAAUCCUGAAGUAGAGCACGACAGACGCAAAGCCAUUCAGGACAAGAUAAAAAGCAAAGAACAAAAACUUUCUCAAGAGAUCUCAUUCUCAAAUGUACGAAAAAUGAGUCGGCAUGCUAUGGAAGUAGAGAAAUCCUUGAACAGAGGAACAGAAAAGUCGAAUGCAUUUUCGCAUCUUCUUCAUUCCGAGCAAAAGUUUGAUCCUGCCCUUGACGAAGUUUUAAAGGAAUAUAAUGAAAAAAACAAUUCCAUGAAUUCCAAUGUUGAAAGAAAAACUCUCGGUGUCCAGGAGAACGUUAUUUGUCUUUCUGACCAACCCGAUGACGAACCAGAUGAUGAAUGUACAACCGAUUCCUGCAGUGAACGUAUUCUUCCUUUAGACGAGGAAGUUAUAAAGAGACAUCGGCUGACGUUGGAUGAUAUUCGCGCGAUUCCACGUUUUAAGGAUUAUCAGCCCGGUUCUCCAAAUGAGGUUUUAUACAUAAAGAACCUGAGCAAAAAGGUAUCAGAAGCUGACCUCCAUGCGCUGUUCAACAGAUAUGAAGAUGGUGUCCAAAAGUUUCAUAUUCGGUUCAUGACAGGACGCAUGAAAGGCCAAGCUUUUGUCACAUUUGGAGAUAAAGACGUUGCAAUUCAAGCAUUCAAUCUGGUUAAUGGAUACGAGCUAUAUGGAAGACCGAUUAUUAUUCAGUAUGGCAAAAAGUGCAAUAAAUCUGCAUAAAAAUACUCCACUGGAAUAUCUGCAUGUCAUCACUGACUGACAGCCCUCGAGGUCAAUAUAACCUACGUGACAUCGAGGUCAAUAUAACCUGCGUGACAUCGAACCGUACGAACGUAAAGUUCGUAUCGAGAGCAACAGGAUGGUAAUGCUUUACUAUGGUAUGUUAAUCAAAGUGACGUGUUUUCCCAUGCUGCCAGCCGUAUUUUUUACACCCAUCCUUUUGUGGCGUUUACGCUUUUGACAACCGACUUUUUGUGGCAUGACUGGCAUCCAACAUUUAUAUGUGACAUCCAACCUUACGUGACAUCCAACAUUCUAUGACAUCCACCUUAUGUCCCUUCCAACCUAGCUCGUGUGACAUUCAAUCUUAUGUCCCUUCCAACUUCGUAUGACAUCCAGUCAUAUGUUAUACUUCCAACCUAAUUACCUUAUGUUCCAUCCAAGCUUUUGUGACAUCCAACUUUACGUUCCAUUCUUCAACCUCAUGUGAGAUCCAACUUUACGUUCAAUUCAAGAACAUACCUGUGUGAUGAAGGACCAGGGGAUGUCGAGACGUGGCCGUGUCUUACACGAUUCUCAAGUGUGCACAAAUGUCAUAAGAUUUCGAAUUUGUAUCGCAUUGGUAUUGUAUUGCAGCCAAAAGAAUAAACUUGAAAGGCGUGAUGACUAAAGUUAAAUGCUAAUGUACGUGCGUGUGUAAUUGUGGUCUCUGAUUACCUUUUUAUGUGGGAAUAAAUAGCAGAUCGCUUUGUAUAUGUUUUUGUGCAACAUGAUAUAUCAAAUUAUCAAUAAGUCGUUUUUAUGAUUUUAAAGACUUGCAAAAAUGGUUUUAGUCAUCUGACGUGAUUUUUCAUUAACUCUGUCUCUGUAAUUGUAAAUG